AUGCAUUGCCAUUUGCUCCCUUGGGAUCUGGAUAUGUGAAGAGCUUGCAGAGUGCACAAGCCACCCGCAGGUGAAAGAGGCCCUCAAUGUGAUAGGUGUGACCUUGAAGUUUCCUAACAAAAUCGUAGCUCAGGUUGCAUGUGAUAUUCUUCAGUUGCUGGUUUCCUACUGGGAAAAGCUUCAGAUGUUUGAAACCUCUCUGCCUCGGAAAAUGGCAGAAAUCCUCGUGGCCACGAUCGCGUUUCUUUUACCAAGUGCAGAGUACUCCUCCAUGGAAACAGAUAAGAAGUUCAUCGUGUCCCUGCUCCUCUGCCUCUUGGACUGGUGCAUGGCACUGCCUGUGAGCACCCUUCUCCACCCUGUGUCCACAGCGGCCCUGGAGGAGCAGCACUCGGGCAGGGCCCCCCUGCUGGAUUACAUCUACCGAGUUCUGCAUUGCUGCGUGUGUGGCUCAAGCACAUAUACACAACAGAGUCACUACACGCUGACCCUGGCUGACUUGUCAUCCACGGAUUAUGACCCCUUCCUGCCACUGGCAAAUGUGAAGUGUUCUGAGCCAGUCCAGUGUCAGUCAUCAGCAGAACUGGGUAACCUGCUGACUGUUGAAGAAGAGAAGAAGAGAAGAAGCUUGGAGUUGAUCCCUCUGACUGCUCGCAUGGUGAUGGCCCACCUGGUGAACCACCUGGGGCACUAUCCCCUCAGUGGGGGACCCGCCAUGCUGCACAGCCUUGUGAGCGAGAACCACGACAACGCCCACGUGGAAGGCUCCGAGCUGUCCUCUGAGGUGUUCAAGAGCCCAAACCUGCAGCUGUUUGUGUUUAAUGACAGCACCCUCAUCUCCUACCUUCAGAUGCCCGCAGAAGGACCAGCUGGCAGGUCACCGGUGGGCGCCCUCUCUGAUGUGAGGGUGAUUGUGAGAGAUAUCUCAGGGAAGUACUCUUGGGAUGGCAAGGUUUUGUAUGGGCCUUUAGAAGGCUGCUUAGCACCCAGUGGGAGAAGCCCUUCAUUUCUGGUUUCGAGCUGGCACCCUCACACACUUGGACCUCAGAAAGAUUCUUCUCAAACUGAGGAAGGAGAUGAUGUCCUUGACAAAUUGCUUGAGAGUAUUGGCCAUGCAAGUCCUGAAUGCCUUUUACCAUCACAGCUAAAUCUAAAUGAGCCUUCGCCACCCCCCUGUGGAAUGAACUGUGACCAAGAGAAGGAAAUCAUUGAGGUCAUUUUGCACCAAAACUCUCAGGAAGAGGAGCAUGUCCAGAAGUGUCACUCUGACUCUGCAUUGAAGGUUACCAGCCAGGGGCAGCCCGCACCAGUAGACCCCCAGGGGCCCUUCUACUUCUGUAGACUGUUGCUCGAUGAUCUGGGAAUGAAUUCUUGGGACAAGAGGAAGAAUUUUCAUCUGUUGAAGAAAAAUUCAAAAUUAUUGAGAGAACUAAAAAACCUGGACUCCCGUCAGUGUCGUGAAACACACAAAAUCGCAGUGUUUUACAUCGCCGAAGGUCAGGAAGACAAGUGUUCCAUCCUCUCCAAUGAAAGAGGAAGCCAAGCAUAUGAAGACUUUGUCGCUGGACUUGGAUGGGAGGUGGAUCUCUCCACCCACUGUGGGUUCAUGGGUGGCCUUCAGCGCAAUGGCAGCACGGGGCAGACUGCGCCUUACUAUGCCACCUCGGCUGUGGAAGUGAUUUUCCACGUUUCCACGCGAAUGCCAUCAGACUCAGAUGAUUCACUCACCAAAAAGCUCCGGCACUUGGGGAAUGAUGAGGUCCACAUCGUCUGGUCUGAGCACUCCAGGGACUACCGCAGGGGCAUCAUCCCAACCGCCUUCGGAGAUGUUUCAAUCAUUAUUUACCCAAUGAAGAAUCACAUGUUCUUUAUCGCGAUAACGAAGAAACCCGAGGUUCCAUUUUUUGGGCCCCUCUUUGAUGGCGCCAUUGUGAGUGGGAAGCUGCUGCCAAGCCUCAUCUGUGCCACAUGCAUCAAUGCCAGCAGGGCCGUGAAGUGCCUCAUCCCACUCUAUCAGAGCUUCUACGAGGAGCGAGCUCUGUAUCUUGAAGCAAUAAUUCAGAACCACCGCGAAGUGAUGACAUUUGAGGAUUUCGCAGCCCAAGUUUUUUCUCCCUCUCCCAGCUUCUCCCUCGGCGGAACGGAUUAAAACACGCAAAAGUCUAAUCACAACACUGGAGCAAGG
This is a messenger RNA of Carlito syrichta (Philippine tarsier), 2185 nucleotides long. RefSeq names its product ral GTPase-activating protein subunit alpha-2. Gene Ontology annotation, molecular function: GTPase activator activity. Gene Ontology annotation, cellular component: nucleus; cytoplasm. The transcript is spliced from 13 exons. The annotation marks the transcript as partial. NCBI's taxonomy places the organism in Eukaryota, Metazoa, Chordata, Mammalia, Primates, Tarsiidae. Gene Ontology annotation, biological process: positive regulation of GTPase activity; regulation of small GTPase mediated signal transduction. The record is from RefSeq and is a predicted model, not a curated record.